CUCUCACUGUGAUUGGCUGCUGCGUGUCGUCACUCCGCUGCAUGUCUGAAGGUGAAGUUGAGGCGAGCGUGUGAGUCCCUGUCCAGUUAUCGGUGCAAAAUGUCCUCCGCUGGACUUUUAAACAUGCACGCUAACGGCUGCAGACGCCUGGCUCACAAGUACCUGUCAAGAACCUACACAUCUCGGCCCUCGCUCAAUGAAGUCGUCAUCGUCAGCGCAGUCCGCACUCCAAUGGGCUCCUUCAGAGGCAGCCUGGCAGCAGUACCAGCCACUAAACUGGGCUCCAUCGCCAUCAAAGGAGCCAUAGAAAAAGCAGGAAUCUCUCCUGAGGAGGUGAAGGAGGUCUUCAUGGGCAAUGUGCUUCAGGCAGGAGAAGGACAGGCUCCCACCAGACAAGCCUUGCUUGGCGCAGGCUUGUCCCUCGGCACUCCAGCAACUACCAUCAACAAGGUCUGCGCCUCUGGGAUGAAGUCCAUCAUGAUGGCAGCCCAGAGUCUUAUGUGUGGACACCAGGAUGUGAUGGUAGCAGGAGGAAUGGAGAGCAUGUCCAACGUACCUUAUGUAAUGACCAGAGACACCCCAGCGUACGGAGGAGUGAGGGUUGAAGACCUCAUUGUGAAGGAUGGACUCACUGAUGUCUACAACAAAUUCCACAUGGGAAACUGUGCAGAGAACACAGCCAAAAACUCCAACAUCACCAGGGAGGAACAGGACGCCUACGCCAUUAGCUCCUACAGCCGCAGCAAAGUGGCAUAUGAAUCUGGAGUGCUGGCCAAGGAGAUUGUACCAGUCAGUAUUCCCCAGAGAGGCAAACCUGAUGUGAUCGUGAGCGAGGACGAAGAGUGGAGGAGGGUCGACUUCAGCAAAGUCCCCAAACUGAAGGCUGUGUUCCAGAGAGAGAAUGGCACGGUGACAGCAGCCAAUGCCAGCACGCUGAACGAUGGAGCAGCUGCUCUAGUUUUAAUGACAGCAGAAGCUGCCCAGAGACUCAAUGUCACUCCACUGGCAAGGGUUGUCUCCUUUGCUGAUGCCGCGGUCGCACCAAUUGAUUUCCCCAUUGCUCCUGCGUUUGCUGUACCUAAGGUGCUGAAUGCAGCAGGGUUGAAGAAGGAAGAUAUCGCCAUGUGGGAGAUCAAUGAGGCCUUCAGCGUAGUCGUCCUGGCCAACAUCAAGAUGUUGGACAUUGACCCAGAGAAAGUCAACGUCAACGGUGGAGCUGUGUCCCUGGGACAUCCAAUUGGGAUGUCUGGGGCGAGAAUUGUGGGUCACAUGGUGCACAAUCUGAAAUCAGGACAGUACGGGCUGGCAGGCAUCUGCAACGGAGGCGGUGGAGCUUCAUCUAUUAUCAUCCAGAAGUUGUAGGAAACUUGAAAGUGUUCUCUCCCUGAUACACUCGUUCAAGUAUUUGUUGACAAACUAUUGAUUCUGAACGUUAUGAAACCUGUUAACUCCCUUUUCACUGUAAGGAAAGCAUCUGUUACAACCGUGGCCUUAGUCCAACAUGACAUCAUGACUCCAGCAUUAAACACUCCCUUGUUUGUCAAAACCACUUGUGAAAACAAUUGAUAAAUAUUUAACUCUGUUGAAAUGGUUGAAUAAAUACUGUAGUUUUCAUGAAACCA
Platichthys flesus (European flounder) is the source of this 1622-nucleotide messenger RNA. RefSeq names its product acetyl-CoA acetyltransferase 1 (gene acat1). Bases 100 to 1362 code for a protein of 420 amino acids. The transcript has 12 exons. Gene Ontology annotation, molecular function: acetyl-CoA C-acetyltransferase activity. The record is from RefSeq and is a predicted model, not a curated record. Gene Ontology annotation, biological process: fatty acid beta-oxidation. NCBI's taxonomy places the organism in Eukaryota, Metazoa, Chordata, Actinopteri, Pleuronectiformes, Pleuronectidae.